Messenger RNA from Myxocyprinus asiaticus (Chinese sucker), 2388 nucleotides. Its product is annotated as aristaless-related homeobox protein. Lineage: Eukaryota; Metazoa; Chordata; Actinopteri; Cypriniformes; Catostomidae. Gene Ontology annotation, molecular function: DNA-binding transcription factor activity, RNA polymerase II-specific; RNA polymerase II transcription regulatory region sequence-specific DNA binding. The transcript is spliced from 5 exons. The record is from RefSeq and is a predicted model, not a curated record. The coding region runs from base 69 to 1424 and encodes 451 amino acids. Gene Ontology annotation, biological process: regulation of transcription by RNA polymerase II.
AGACGUUUCAGAUAUAGUGCGACAGGGUGAUAGUCACCAGCUCAAGCAAAACCUUAGACGAUACAAAUAUGAGUAGUCAGUUCGACGACGAUAGCCGCGACCGAAGCGAGUGUAAAAGCAAGUCGCCCACCGUGCUUUCCUCGUACUGCAUAGACAGUAUACUGGGCAGAAGAAGCCCGUGCAAAGUCAGACAACUGGGAGCGCAAAGUUUGCCAGCACCCGUCAGAGUGGACCACGACCACUCAACUGAAGUCACCUCUAAAGAAAACUCAUUUGACUCGGACAUGCACCUGCCGCCCAAACUACGCCGGCUCUACGGCCCUGGGGGGAAGUACCUGGACUCCGGGAGGGGGUUUCAUGAGCACCUAGAGAAGGGUGAGAGAUUCCUGGACCAAGCAUGUGAGAGUCUCAAAAUCAGCCAGGCACCACAAGUCAGCAUCAGCCGUAGCAAGUCGUAUAGGGAGAAUGCGCCCUUCAACCAGUGUGAUGAAGGCCAAAGCCCCGAGCACACAGCCCAGGAGCUGGUGGAAUUCAGCACUCUGAAGUUUGAAGAGGACGUUGUCAAAGAGGAGGCGUGCGGAGAUGCUAGUCUGUCACCCAAGGAUGAAGAGAGCCUGCACAACGAUGGGGAUGUAAAAGAUGGAGAGGACAGUGUGUGCAUGUCGGCCGGCAGCGACUCAGAGGAGGGCAUGCUUAAAAGGAAGCAGAGAAGAUACAGGACUACCUUUACCAGCUAUCAGCUGGAGGAACUGGAGAGGGCUUUCCAGAAGACACACUACCCUGAUGUGUUUACCAGAGAGGAGCUCGCGAUGAGGCUGGAUCUUACAGAAGCGCGCGUGCAAGUUUGGUUUCAGAACCGAAGAGCAAAGUGGAGGAAACGUGAGAAGGCAGGUGUCCAGGCUCACCCCACAGGCUUACCCUUUCCCGGGCCACUGGCAGCCACUCACCCCCUAAGUCACUACCUGGAAGGAGGGCCCUUCCCACCUCACACUCACCCGGCUCUGGAAUCAGCAUGGACCGCUGCAGCUGCAGCGGCUGCUGCAUUCCCAGGCCUGGCCCCACCACCCAACAGCUCUGCCCUCCCUCCUGCCACAACCCUCGGCCUAGGAACCUUCCUGGGCACAGCAAUGUUCAGGCAUCCAGCGUUCAUUGGACCCACAUUUGGCAGACUUUUUUCAAGUAUGGGUCCUCUUACUAGUGCUUCCACGGCCGCUGCUCUUCUGCGGCAAACUGCACCGCCAGUGGAGAGUCCAGUGCAGUCACCCGCAACCUUGCCAGAACCUUCUUCCUCCUCAUCCUCUAUGGCAGCAGACCGCAGGGCAUCUAGCAUUGCAGCUCUGCGUCUCAAAGCAAAAGAACAUUCAGCCCAGUUGACCCAGCUAAACAUCCUGCCAUCCAGCACUGCAGGGAAGGAAGUGUGCUGAUCCUUCUCCUUAAAAACAAAAAAUAUAUAAAAGAAACCAUCUAAAAAAAGAAAUAAAAAAAAAAAGCACGACCAAAUCCACAUAGCACUAGCACUCUGGAGAUCCAUCCGACAUUGAAGUCAUCACAUAAUCACAGUGCCUCCCAUUGGACAUCCUUACCUAAUUUCACACAGUGAACCAAACAUGUUUGCCCUGUUUAAAAACAGGGUGUAAUAAGAGUGAAAGGUAAGUUAGGCAGACUGUGCUUGGUACGGUCAUUAAACCAACCCAGGUCAGGAGGAAGUGUUGUAAAGAAACAUUUACACACACACACACACAAACACACACACAGAGACAGAGUGAGAAGAAUCAUUGGAACAACCACUGCAAUACACACAGAAUUAAAUCUCUUAGUCUUCUCUCAGUGCUGAAGCAGCGAUGGGUCAAAUAUGCCAAAGGGAACUGCCACAACCUGCGACCCUAACUUGACUUUUAUCAGUCCUGAACCACUCACUCAUGUUUGGCACCAUUAAUGGAAAAAUAACUUCUGAAAAUUGAUACUCAGCUUUCCUUUCUGUUUGUUUCCAACUCUUAUGUUAAAUAUGAUAUUUAGGAGAAAAUAAUGAAAAAAAGAAAAGAAAUGCAUUGUUUUAAGGAUGAAUAGUGGGAAAAUUUUAAACUGAAGACUGUUUACUGAUCUGUUAAGGAUAUCCUGUACAUAGAGCUCUGUUAAAAAGGGAAUGAAAAGGGGACAAAGUACAAGGAAAAAAGUUUAUUUCAAAACAUGUUUUGAGAAUAUGCUCUCGGUGUAGUACUGUAGAAAUGGUUUCGAGUAGAUUCAUCCCAUGUUCUUUUGAUUACAAUUUUAGACUUUUCGAUUAUUAUUUAUGUUUACCUGGUAGAAGGCUUGAAAUUCAGGCCGGGAAGUUUUGCUAUUCAGUGAGUUUUCCCUGUCGCGCACAGAGAACAGUUAAGUUGGAAUAAA